GUCUCCGCCUGUCGCUGCCUCGGCCGGCCGCCGGCUCCGAGACGCGAGCCGAGGGCUGAGGGGAGGGGCAGGCGGCGCCCGGGAGGGAGGCACCGGGCCUCGGGCCAAGCCGACCCGGGAAUUUUACUUUCUCAUGAGAAGUUUCUAAAAAGGAAACCUCCUAAGCUGGGAAUCAGUCCAGGAUGAUCCCAUGAGGCCCUGAUCCAUCUUUGGACUUCUGAGAUGAAAGGGGAAUUUGUUCUUCCUGUGCAUUGGGCUUAGGAUUCCCACCGACCUCUUUUGUCAAAGACAAAUAGGCAAGAAAAUAAAUGACUUGACGUCUGUCAUUACCUAUGGUGGCCUUCUGGAUUCUUGCAAAUGCUACUGAAUGGAUGUAAGUGAGCCAGGAUAGUUACCAAGGUUCUGACCUGUUCUUGGAAGCCUUUCACUGGCUCUGACUGCUUGGGUAUUGAAUAAGAAUCGCAAAAAUAUGUUGCCAAGCAGAAAGAGAUUCCGCACAGUCUCCUAAUAGACUAUUUCUCUGUCAUAAGGUAGGGAGGCCCCUAUCACAACACAAGUGAGACUAUCCUGCUCUUAAGAUGUCCAAAGAAAAGAAAAGCCCACAAUCUGGUCUUGUGUACUAUAGGACUAUUAAGAUUUUUUUUUUAUUUAACCUAAAUCUCUUCUCUUUCAAUCAAAACUCAUUUCUUCUGUUUGAUCUAUAUAUAGAAGACACCUACCUCUCUUUUUAUUCAUUGGUAGUAUCAUCAUCCAUCAGCCUUCUCCAGACUAGAGAAAACUACAUCCACUGUUAACUUUUCUAAUGGCUGUAUUUUUCAUCCCUUUCUUGACUUUCAUUUCUUCUGAUGAACACACUGGCUUCUCCAUACCCUUCUUUAAAAUUGAAUAUACUUUUUUAAUGACAUCUGACUGGUGCCUGCCAAACAAACAAGUUUGUUCCUGUGUCUCAAAUCUCACAGCUAUUAAUUUACCCCAGAGUCAUGUUAGCAGUGCUGCUUCCCCUUUUUCCACCUCUGGUUCAAACCCAGAAAGUUCUUUUUUACUAUUCCCAAUUAAAUAUCAGCUCCUCACUGACAAUUUCUCAUAUGUUAACAGUUGCUUUGGAGUCUUACACCCGCGUUUCAAGUCCCUAGUAUUUCUACCAUAUUUACUACCAGUCAUCAUUUUCUAUAUGAGAGUGACAGAUCAUGUGUCUCCUUGUUGAGGCUUGUCCUAAGUGAGGUACCAUUUGGUUCAGCCUCAUAAAAGAGGUGUGUGAUCAUGACACCCAUACACCCCUUGGCUGUAGUAAUCAUUUCAUUCUAAACCAAUUAAUGAGAAUGUGAUUUCUAGCAGAAAAUCUUAUGUAUGAUUACAUCCAUCUUUGUUGAGUGCAGCUCUAGUGUAUUUCCUGCAUGUUUCCAAAUUGCUUACUUUCUGUACUUUUUCAAUGCUUGAAAUUAAAUGGAUAGCUUUUGAAUUUCCAGGAUUGUUGUUGUUUUUUUUAAAUGAACUUCUUCCAGCCUUCAGGGAUAUUCUGUUUCUACCAUGAAGUUCCCAAAAUAACAGUUAGUGACUUUGCUAUGUGGCACCUGCCAAUUUCUUAGUUCCUCCAAGAAAUUUGGCUCACGCUGUGUUGAUUGGAAUACAUCAAGCUUUUAAAGUUCAUCUUCUAUCAAGCUCCUCCUAUCUAGUUUUAUCUGUUAUCCCUGGGGCUGUUCUCCAUAACUUCCUUAGGAAUACUACCUCUUUCCAUUUUCAUGGGCAUAGCUGAUGUGAAUUUGUUCCAGGUCACAAUUUGGGUUUGCAGCAAAAAUGCUUUCAGAACAGACAGCAGCCUUGGGGACAGGAUGGGAGUCAAUGAAUGUACAGCUGGAUGGAGCAGAGCCCCAGGUGGAAAGGGGAGGCCAGGAAGAGGGGCCAUGGAGAACAGCGCCAGGGCCACUGGAACACCUUUGCUGUGACCUUGAAGAGGAGCCACAGUCCCUUCAGGAAAAGGCUCAGUCUGCUCCCUGGGUUCCUACAAUUCCCCAGGAGGGGAGCACUGGAGAUUGGGAAAUGGCAGCUGCACUUCUUGCGGCCGGAUCACAGGGCCUGGUAACCAUCAAGGAUGUGUCACUGUGCUUCUCUCAGGAGGAGUGGCGGAGCCUGGACCCCUCUCAGACAGACUUUUAUGGAGAAUAUGUCAUGCAGGAAAACUGUGGGAUAGUAGUCUCUCUGAGAUUUCCAAUUCCCAAACUGGACAUGCUUUCUCAACUAGAAGGAGGAGAAGAACAAUGGGUCCCUGACUCCCAGGACUUAGAGGAGAGGGACAUUCUGAGGGUCACAUACACAGGAGACGGAAGUGAACAUGAGGGGGAUACCCCUGAACUAGAAGCAGAACCUCCCAGAAUGUUAUCCAGUGUGUCUGAAGAUACUGUUCUGUGGAACCCAGAGCAGGAUGAGACCUGGGAUUCCAUGCCCAGGGGUUCUAGAGGAAUGUUCCUGGGUCCCCCUUUUCUUCAGGAAGAUAGCUUCUCAAACCUAUGUAGCACAGAGAUGGAUUCCCUGUUAAGACCCCACACAUGCCCCCAGUGUGGGAAACAGUUUGUGUGGGGCUCCCACCUUGCCAGGCAUCAGCAAACACACACUGGGGAGAGGCCCUACAGUUGCCUCAAGUGUGAGAAGAGCUUUGGGCGAAGACAUCACCUAAUCAGGCACCAGAAAACCCACCUACAUGACAAGCCCAUCAGGUGCUCUGAGUGUGGCAAGAAUUUCCGAUGCAACUCCCAUCUGGCCAGCCACCAGAGAGUGCACACAGAAGGUAAAUCCUGCAAGGGCCAAGAGGUUGGAGAGAGCCCUGGGGCAAGGAAACGGCAGCGUGCCCCACCAGUGCCAAAGUGUCAUGUGUGCACUGAAUGUGGGAAGAGCUUUGGCAGAAGGCAUCACCUUGUGAGACACUGGCUGACCCAUACUGGGGAGAAGCCCUUCCAGUGCCCUCGCUGUGAGAAGAGCUUUGGCCGCAAACAUCACCUGGACAGGCACCUGCUGACCCACCAGGGGCAAAGUCCCCGGAGCAGCUGGGACAGAGGGACGUCUGUCUUUUGAAAUCCAUUUCUGCUAUAGCUAUGGUCAAGCCUAUCAGCCGGUGCUACCAGGAGUCACUGCCAGAGCUGCCCCUCUCCUAUACCCCAGUGGCCAGAAUCAUGAGCCCUGACCCCAUCCCUAGAAAGAUGAGGUCCCAGCAUUGGCCAGGGCAUUUCUCACCAGUUUUGUGAGACACCACAUAAAACCAGAGUCUUUCGGGCAAAACUUUUGGGAAACAGUGCAUACUACAUGGGCUGAUAUUCAGCCUGAGCCCAUUCUCCAGGAUACAAUGGUACCUGCAGUUUAUGGCUGAAGUCCAUUCUGAUUGGUUGGAUUCUGUGCCAUACCAAUUGUUAAAUAUUUUGAGUAUCAACCUUGUAUAUUAUAACUAUUAUAUUUUCUAUAUAUAUAUACAGGAAGAUCAUUCUAGCAUAUUAAAGGCUCUGAAAUCUUAUGUGGUAGAGGCAUACUGAGCUUCUUUUAAUGCAGUGUUUCCUAAAUUUAUUUGGCCUUGAUAUCCUUCUAGUUCACAUCCCACAGAACUGGUGACUCCACGAAACACACUCUGGUGAACACUGGGUUAGAGAGUAAUGAAGAACCAAGAAGAGAUAGUGAUCAGGUACCCAGAGCCCCCUUUUUUAUCCAUAUGAAAGCCUGGGGGCCAGACCUUAUUCCUGUGUGAGUCUGUCACUCUUACCCCGAUCAUCUAUAUACAUCUACGCCUCUCAACCCCACCUGAUGAAAAAUAGAAAGAAUAACCUGUUCACCCCCUUAUUCCUACUCCCUUCAUCCUGCACAUACAUACAUGGAGCUUAGAGAUCACACAACAGUGCUAAGACAUGGACCUAAUACUCCCAAGUAACCCAGGCCCAUACAGAAGAAAAAACUUAUCUCCUUGAACAGACCCCUCCUCUUGAUUGUGUCUUUAUGUGUCUAUGUGUCUAUGUGUGCAGGUCUUUGAAGAGAGCAUGCUAAGUGCAAACUAUACAAGCUAGGUUUUCUAGGGGCUGUGUUCUGGGGAUAAGGGUAGUGGGGAUUGUAUGGGGUUUUGUGUUUUGUUUCAAGAUAGCAAGUAAUCUGAGUAAGGGAGCCCUACUGGAAAGCGUUAAAUGUUAAAUGAUGGGUUAAGUUGUGGCAGUUGAGUACAAAGCUUUCCCCAGUAUCACUGAGAUCGAGACAAUUGUGGACAUAUAUGCCUCGAUCUGAAUCUCUAGGCUGCAGAUUGUUUUUACCUGGAAGAAGAGAGAAAGAGAAGUCUUCAGUGAGGUGAGCUGUUUCUUGUUGAUUUCAGGCAAGGUGCAUAUAGAAGCUUUGUGCUGAGUGGGAUUUUUUGUUUUGUUUUAAGUGCUGGGAAAUUAGGACAGGAAUCACAGUGUUUGCAAUUUGUUGUCAUCACUCUUUGACUCUGAUUGCCUCAUAAAGGGGGAAGAGUUAUUCUUUAGGAUCUCAUUCUCUCAGAAACAGAACUUUAAGGGAAAUGGCUGUGGCUUAGCUUUUCAGCUAAUGCAGGGUAAUGAACUUUCCGCUUGGUUUUCCUCCCAAUUCUGGAAAGGUGUCCACACUAUUAACUCCCUAGGACUUGAACCAGUAUUCUAGCAUCUGUUAGUUGAUGACUUGGUCAUUAUUUCUGUUUAAUGAUGGUUGUGUUAAUACAAAUCUUAUAAUUUAAAAAUUAUCUUGUAUGUAAAAGCAGUUUGGGGUUAGGGAGGAAGAGGAGCAAAAAGGAUGAAAGUGGGAUAUUUUCUCUUUAAUGCUUAGAUUUGGAUUUUUCCCUAAGACAGUUUUUUCUUAACCACAAUUGGUGGAAUGAACCAGAGAGGCAAGAGUAAGUGAGCUACAACAACCUAGCUUAGUGACUGUCCCAUUUGCUUAGGAAAAACUGGGCAAACCGUAGCUCCUCAGAGUCCUGGACCUAAAUGGAAUUAAAAUAGGGUCAUUCUGCUGACUGGGCUUCUGAGAAUAUAUGUGACUUGAGCAGCCAAGCUCCCACUUCCCUUCUGCUACUCUCAACAGUCUUUCUUUUCCUGGAAUGCAAUUCUCUUGCUUAUGUUCCUAUGAAAACAGCAAAAUGGCCAGCCCUUUGUAAGGCAGGCCUUGCCCUAGGUCCUCAAAGACAGGAGCAUUUUAGGAUCGGUAUUAGGAGAUGCCCCAGGGAAUAGGAGAGUAUUGGGUUCCAGUAAUAAAUCUGGACUAUGCCAUUUCCUUUAGUCUCCUGUUUUAAUAUAAGUCUUUAAUACAAAUCAGGUCUAUGUAAGCAAUGGUUCAGAACCUGUUUUGGAUCACAGGCCUGUUGGCGAAUCUGAUAGAAGCCAGAAACCCACUUUUGAGAAAACUAGACAUUUGCAAGUCACUCAGUUUUGCAUACACCUUUAGCAGAUUCAGCUCAUCCAUGAAAUCACUAAACUGGCUUCAAAGAAAGGGAGUUAUCCUGAUCCAAAAUUGUCAUAUAUUUGUGUCAAGAAUUACAAGGCAAGUAUCACCAAAUAUUUUAAGGACUAAGUUACCAGAGACAUCAAGGUGUAAGGAUGGAAUCUAGUAUUUAAUGACUAGAAGGCUGUUGCUUACAUUCUACUCUGUAUUUUUUAAAGAUCUGACAUGCUGAAAAAUCCAGCUUCUCACAGACCUUCUUUUAAGGACUUGUGGGAAGUGAUAUUCCUUACUAUCAGAUCACACCUCCUAAUAACUACAUGUUAACUCCAACUUUUAUCUGUUUUAGUAAAUGUGGGGAUAGAAAGUGAAGCCCCCAAAGUGUAGGUGCAGUUACAGCACCCAGCUGAAAGGCAUCAUGGAGUCUAAGAGCCUUCUGCAGAAGGGGCAAUCCUUUGGGUCAUUUCUGUGUACCAUUGUCUUCUCUACCUCGGUCCAAUACCACCUUCCUUGGACAAAAAAUAAAACAAGCAACAGCCAUCA
Molecule: messenger RNA, 5955 nt
Organism: Lemur catta (Ring-tailed lemur)
Lineage: Eukaryota; Metazoa; Chordata; Mammalia; Primates; Lemuridae
Gene: ZNF641
Product: zinc finger protein 641
Exons: 6
Coding region: 1795-3066 (423 amino acids)
Biological process (GO): regulation of cytokine production; regulation of immune system process; negative regulation of transcription by RNA polymerase II
Source: RefSeq, a predicted model, not a curated record